UAUAACCAUAGAUAUUGCAUGUGUGGGAUUACAAAUUUAGAAAAUGUUAAAUCUAGGUUCCAAUAUAAUAGUAGACUUUUUGGGGUAAUAAAGUUGAGAUCCAAGAAGCUCAAAUCAGGAGAAUCAAGUGUCUGAGACAUUAACCUUUUGUCUUUGUGUUCUUCCUUGAAGCUCAAGGCACAGCUGUGCCUUUUGUCUCUAUGAUAAUGUGAAGGUAUCCGUGAUACUGUCAGGCACCUCUGUAUUUAAAUGACACUGUUAUGCUGAUAAGAUCAAGGCUGGGAAGUUGCCAGUGUCUGGAAUCUUCCUGAUUGCAUUUGCAUGCUUUGUUAAAAUGGUCUCCACCUCUACUGUAUGGAUCCCUCCCACUUGAAUGUAUAUAAUCUACAAUGUCUUAAGGACAAUUUAGACUAUUGAUGACUACAGCACCACGCAGAGCGUUCUCAAUAAAGAAUCCUGCUGAAGAUUACCCAAGAGUCUCCUGGUCUUCGUUUCUGAGUUCCCAACACAUGUUAUUAUUAAUUGCAUAUGCAAUUUAUUUAUGUCAUUCAGACAUUUAUCUGUUGGAUUAUAAAUCAUAAAUACGGUGUAAACAUUUGAAAUUUGAGGGGAAAAAAAUCUUGUUUUCAUCUUUAUGAAGCGAACUGGAGGCAGUCUUACCUUAACAGAACAGUCUUUGGAGCAGGAGGAGAAGCGAUGUCCACGGUGAGAGAAGGCCAAAUGCAGGACCUGAUCAUGAUGCUCCUUCAGGGUCUGAACCUCUACACAUGGAAUGCAGUCAUACAGCCGCUUGAACUCCCUGUACCACUACUCAGCAGCUGCACACACGCAUGAAAAGCACAGUUACUUUCAAAAGGAGCAGGAAGUGCUGCCACAGUGUGGCAUUCAUACAUGAAGAGGAACUCCCUCGGUGAUUGGACAGUCAUCUCAGGUUUCCAGUGAGCAAGGCUGCCCGACUGGUGUUACCGAUACUGGCUGCGAGUGAAACUCGGUUCCUCUUGUCUCAAGAGACAUCAGCAAUUUUGGCACUCCAAAGGUUGUGCUAAAAGUCACAAGCCGUUCGAGACGGCGCCACGCCAGAGUACCGGAGGACCGGGGACACUGCGGUUCAGUGUUUGGGGAGCACCGUGGAGGUUGACCAAGCCACUGGUUCCCACCUGAAUGACCAAUUUAACCAGAGACAGUAACCUGCGAGCCACCAACGAAGUUAAAUCGUAGAACAACCAGCAGCCGGUGUCAUCACACGACCCGCUAGGCUACUGCCUGUCAAAUCUCCAUUUCAGGUCCUUCGUUGACCUCAGUUAAUUGGCUACUUAACUGUCUGACUGUUUGCAUCAGUUAGCCCCAAAAUUCUCAUAAACGGCACAGCCCGUAUGAAUAUAGCUCGUUAAACGUAGAACGAACUUGCAUUGGUCUUUUUGUGUGUGUGUGCUGUGCUUCUCUCACCGACAGAGAACCAGGAUGUUCCAGGCAUCCAGUCCAGCAGUCCACGGGGGCCACCUCUCGACAUGGUUGAAAGCAGUGACGACCCCCUUCCUGCCCAAGGACGCCAGUAACCUGCAGCACCCAGAGCAACUAGACACCGAGCUAGAGGAACUGAUGGCACGCGAUCCAAACCAAAGUGACUACUACAGAGAACUCGCCAGGAUCUUUGGAAGCCUAGUUCACAUUCUCGUCGCCCAAGCACGGCUCAGUGAACGGAGCAACAUCGCGGAGGAGGCCUGGAAGUACCAGGCCCCAAUCCAGAGUCAUCUUGAUCAGCUUCUCCUCGAGACCCAGAACCAGCGCGAGAAAGAGGACGACACAGAUCCAGAGCUACAGAAAGGAGUUGAAAGACUUCACAAUGCCCUGCAAGAUCUUCGCCUCGACACAGAUCAAAAAGAACAGCUGGAGAGAGAAGCCAGAAAAGAACUCAACAAAAAACUCCAGCAAGGCGACGCUCUCCUAAAAAGAGCAGAGACUGAACUGAAAGAAAGAGACUAUAAAACCUGGGCCUGCAAAACACACUUGCAAGCGGCCCGAGCUAAAUUCAACAAGCUUACUCUGCAGAGAGAUGAGCUCCAAGAUGAACUUGACACUGUUCACACCGAACUGAGACAAUCUCACAGAUUACAGAGUGGCUGGAUCGGAGAAACGCACACCACAAAAUUUCUCCCGGGCCGCCACUCCAACCCUUUCAGCCAAGAACCCAGAGCUGGAAAAGGGGGUGUAAGCUCACUUCUAAGGAAAUCACCAGCCAACUUACAAGAACACCUGUCAACAACGGAGGGGAGAGAAUCCUUCCAGAGAACGCAUGUCACUAAACCCUGCACUACUCACAGAGAACUUCACAAGCUAGCCAGAAGCAUCUCUACAUUCAAUCCAGAUCCUGCAGGAGGACAUGACGUUCAUGCUUCUUUACAAGCCAUUGACUUUCAUUUGCAAACUGUCACCAACGUGACAGAUGUGAACACAUUGUACCUGUUAAAAAUCACGUCCAGCCGUGAUGUGCAUUGCUUUCUGGAUCGUCAACCAGAGACUGUCAAAAUGUACUACAAGCAACUGCUACAGACUUUGAUUCUUGAAUUCUCUGAUCCAAACUCAGACCAUGGGCUCCUUAUUGCUAUGGACCUCAAACAGGGCCAAUUUGAAAACCCACAGACUUUCUGUAGUCAGCUACGAAAAGCCUAGUACGGAGCAUGCAACGAACCAGGUAUGGAACAGGAUAUCAACUUAACAACUCUGUUCCUCCUAAACCUACAUGCCAGUUGGAGUUUUCAUCUCAGAGUCCCAGCGUGUCCACGUAACAGGACUACACAAGAGUUACGGAACUUAGCCCACAAAGCUUGCACCAAGCAAAAGACUAUUGGUGAAGAGACUGUAAAAAACCCCAAAGUCUCUGUCUCUGAGCACUGCUUGGAGUUAACCCUAGAUGGCGCCCUACAACACCACAGUCACAGACAUUUUUACAGAGAGUCAAUACCGUUCCAAGCCAGCAGAGGGCAACACAGUGCAGCCACGUCUGAGACAGCAGAGAUCUUGAGGGUGCUGAAAGUGCUUCUUCACAUGAAAACUCACAAGGAAGAUGAGCCAAGCACCCAGAACACUGCCCGUCAUCUACAGACCACAGAGCUAACUGUUACAGCACAAAGUGACAACAACACCCAAGCUCCACAGUCAACAGCUGCACACCCUGAACGAGACAGCACAGGUCCUCACACCAGGUACCACAAACACAAGGUACCAGAAAAUGCUGUUUUGACUACCUGCCUUCGCAGCGAGCUACACAAGACCGGUCCUCACCACCCACCGAUCGUCACACCCGCCCUGAUGCCAACAUUCCUGGGCAGCCUUGUCAAAAAGGGGGUGGGCCGAAAAGGAGUCAACAGGAAAGACCUGAUCGACACAGGAUCAAACCUGACGGUGAUCUCAUCUCACCUUUUCAAAAGACUCCAAUUUGAAGCUAAGAGACAAGAUCAAACUCUUACUCCUCAAAACUAUGAACUGAAUGUACAGGUGUACAGACAGAAUGACAUUCAGUUUGAACAGGUUGUUUCCAUUCACCUGACAAUCGUUCCGAUGAGUCUAAUACAUCCCAUGUAUGUCCCACCAAUGAACACUCAUGCAUUGCUCAUUGACAAAGACCUGCUAGAACACUUUGACCCUUUUCUGAACUUCAAACAGCUAAAAGACUUUGCUCAAGUGCGAGAACCUUUUUCUCUCCAGCCACACAGGUUGCUAGAGCCAGACUGUCAGGUCGCAGAGGUCACGGGAACUCCCACAGAGCCAGACGGUCAGGUCACAGAGGUCACGGGAACCCCAGCAGCCAGCCAUGAGUACAAUGCCCUAACGACAGGCUCAAGUUCAUGCCUCUGUACCUUAGUCAACAAAAAGGGUACGGUGGUACCAGCUUACACCAAAGGGGUCCCUGUUCGGCUCAACCUGCAAUGUGAUCAAACCUUACACCACACGCUGGGUUUCUUCCAAUCCUCACCUGAAUGUGUGGAACUCGGACUCACACUUGCAAACAACAAGCAUGUCAAACACCAACACCUGUUCCAGCAAUGUGAUAACAUCACAAAAACACACAAUGUGAUCGUGUACUGGAAGAAGGUAACAGGACACUCGAAGUUACCAAGUCUAGACAAGGACUUUAAAGAUCACACUGACACCCUUGCCAAAACUGGCACACUAAACAACAUUCUGUGGUCACUCACAACCCACCCACCCACAUUCAAGGUUGAAGUGAUUACACACAGCAUAAGAACUUUACUAGCUAAACUGCCUACCUCAGAAUCGCUUACGCUGGCUCCGUUGUCUACACAUACCAACAUAGCGGACAUGCGGGCUUCUGAAACCUCGAUAAUGACUUUGCUUUACCACCUCUCAGACCCCUCCAUCCACCCUGGCAACCAGUCUACAGUCACUGACAAUCAAAGCCCCAGACCACUGCAUGAUACACAAACCAUGCUGCGUGCACAGAACAAUAUUGUGGGUUGUGCACCGUCUGACAUCACAAUGCCAGGGCUUGUAAUGCCACGGGGCAAAAGGGGGAUAAUGCCAAUAUAUUUCCAUGACGCAGCAUGUGCUGCACCACGCAGCACCAGAGCCACUGACAAAACACUGAAGCAAGCGUCAUGCCAGCAGCAAGAUGUGGCAAAACAUGGGCGAGGGCGAGCUAAACCCAGUCGCCGCCCACGAAGCAAAGAGACUGUCCGGUCCAACCAAAGACAGGCCUUGUUUGUUUCUUUCUCCCCUUUCUCUCUCUCUCUCCCUAUUAUCUGUACCAGGAUGCUGCUGUGGUUUGCAGUGCCGUGCUGUCAGCCAAAGAUAGGACAGCUGCCACCGAGAAAACCGCUGAGACUCCUGACUACCGAUGACAGGGCACACUACCCCAGCACUGUAACCGAAUACAGCUGUACAAGGUUCCGAUGGAAAAAGGACUCCCUCACUCACACUGAGGCCGAUGUAAAACACAUGUUCAGCCAACAUGAGAAAGUGACUGUUACACAAAUGGAGUUAAGUGGACACCACCACCGCUCCAAACAGUUCCCGGGAGCUUUGCUUAGAGCCGCUGCUGCCGCCAGAAUGUUUAACAUUGUUAUGUCCAGUGUCAAUGCAGCGAACCAGACUGUAAACUCCUUGAAACCACUGUUUACUGUCUUCCAGAAGGACUUUACACAGACUCAGCUGUUUACAGCGUUAACAACAGACAUGCUGUGGGAGGUUAGCUCCUCCAAUGACAGCCUAACCACGAGUAAAACCCCACCGUACAUGAUACCCUUAAGCCUUGUGUUAACUGUGCCGUCUUACGCCAUCACCAUACCAGCUGACCUGCAACAAAUACACCUGGCCAACUCUCUGGAUAGCGCCUUCCUACGGCACGUCAACCCCAAACAGAGAGAAGUGAACGUGCUCCUGAACCAACCCAUCAGCAAGUCAAGCCAAGUCUACAGACCUAAAGACAUUGUCAGUGUCAGGAUGUGGAAAAGCAACACCCACACCAAAACACACAUUCCAAAUGUGGUGGCCUACCACGACAGCGACACACAGCUGUACCUGGCCCCAAACAUGCACAUGUGUGCUUUGUCCAAAGACAUUCAUUAUCUCUGCCUUAGCAAACCCUUCCUCAGACACAACUCUGAAGGAAUCUGCGAGCUGCAACCCUGGGUCAGCGAUACAUGCUGCCCUGCCGAAGCCAAGCCUCUUACACAAGUCACAGAAACGCAAGCAGAGAUUGUGGGUAACAGAUGGCUCGUCAACACUCCUGUGCGCUCAGCUACGCUGACCUAUGACCAGCAUGACACCGCCACCCGUGCCAACCUGCUUGACCAAGUACUGAAAGGUACCACCCAACACAUUGAAAUUACUCCUGUCGACACAGCCCUCCAAGCACAGCCUCGACAGCCCGUUCUGAACCAGUCAUCUGCGGUCCGAGCCUGGAAUGCUCCCGACACUGCACGGUGCAUCUCCACCGUCAUUGGUCCCGCCCUGACUCUUGGCGUGACCUUCAUCCUAUACAGGAUACUCAACGGAUGCAAACCUCUACAGCCAAACUCAUGACAACUGUGGCUGGAGGUCUCCGAUGGAAUCCCCGGAAAGGGGGUGCCACGUCAAAGACAACACCGAAACCCCAUCAAGCUGAAUCGUCGGCUUCAGGAACCACUUGUCAUCAUGACCCACCUGCUACAUGACCAUCUUGAACCACCUGCCGUCAUGAUCCACCUUUCAUCUGCCCAUAGUGAUGAUUGCCGUCCGAUGAUGUCCACAAAGGGACUUCAUCCGACGGAAAAGGGGGAGAUGUAACAAUAAUGAGCUGAUGGUAUUUCAGUCAUCUGUCCAUACUAGUGAAUUCCUGACUCUUAACACGUUCGGAGCAAAAGACCAGAACGUGAGUAAACAAGGACCUUCGUUGUUUACAUAAUUCACCAUUUUGGCCGCCCUGAAGUCGGCCACAUCCUGCUUUACGUGACAGUUAUUUACUACAAGAAAUUCCAGAGUCACGUGGGCGUGCCUCAAAGGAGACACUAAACCAACCACAUUCCAACAUACACAAAAAGAAACCUUUCGUAAAGUUCCUUACUUUUGUAAGUCCUUAUUAAUAUGUAUUUUAAAUAUGUUUAUGGAUUGCAUAAAAUGGUUAAUCCUUGUUAUGUGAAGAGUAUAAGUUGCUAGCUUAUACUUUAGGAAAUGUCUCUCCUCAUUUUAACUUCCUCAAAGAGAGCUACGUUUCUGCAACCCCCACCCCUGCAGGUCGUAAAACUUUACGACCACCCUGGACACACAGGACAGGAGAGAAGCCAAAUCACUGGUUUCUUUUGAACAAUGCAUUCUAUGGAAUGUAUUCAUUAACUUUCUGUUUUUAUGUUUUAUAAAUGUAUUACGUAUUCCCUUUUGGUACAUUUAGAAAUUUCCCAUAUAAAUUGGGACUAUCUGCAGUGUUAUCAUGUGUUAAUCAAAUCUUUAAAUAUGUGUAAUUCUGCAUUUGAAUGUAACUUCAUGUUUUGAUCAUAUAUAUAUUAUGUUUAGUAUCUUUGUGAUCGUCAUGCUCUGACAGACCCAUUUAUCUAGAGCAAAGUAAUGAAAAAUGUAUGUAAUCUGAAUUACAAACUUGCUAGAAUAAUCCCUGGAAUUUGGACAAGCCCUAGAUCUCCAGGGGGGUUGUCUCCACAGAGACAAAGGAACUUUUCCCUCCGCUUCAGAUCGCGGACUUUCAUUGGCUGUUUACGCGAAAAAGGGGCGUGAACCAUUUCAAGCCAUAAGAACGACCGAACAAGGUCCGCCCUCUCUCUUCUUCUCCUUCUCCGUUCUCGGACACGCUGCUCUCCUGUGCGACCAACGCUUCCGCGCGGCCUUAGGCCGCGCUCGUAGCGCAAGCCCCCUCAGCACAGGGGCUGAGAGAAAAAGCCAUUUUAAUGGCUCCUUUGGAAGCUUUCGUUUGUGUUCUUUUCUUUUCUUUUCUUUACUAAGUUUAUUCAACUAUUCGCCUCUCCACGCAAGGAAGACGAAUUCUGGAACAUUGUUUGUUGAACCUUUCAAAUACCGCGCGAGGACAGAACAAAGGACCACGUGCUCCACGCUCACGCCAAGAUCAAGCGCAGCGUGCACGCGCGUCACAUGGCCUCCGGCACACGCCCGCUGGUUUCAAAAGGACAAGCGCGCAAAGCUCACAAGCUCGACGCCGAUCUCACGCCACGCAUAUUGGACACUUUGCAAGUAUCACUUUCUCUAUGGAGAUUUAAAUGCUGCUUUAAAGUGUUGUUAUGAUCUGAUCGUUGUUGGCUUCCAAAAGUUACUGACUAUGAUUUCCAUACCUGAGCUCCUUAUGUGAUCUCAUUCUAUUUUCUCUCUCUCUCUCUCUCUCUCUCUCUCUCUCUUUUAUUUGGAUUCGGUUAUGUCUUGUAUAAAGCUUAUUGUUUGUAUUGUCGUACGCAUAUUUACUCUGUGUGAUUUGUAGUUUGAUGUAUUACUAGUUUAAUUAUUAAAAACCCAUAUACUGACGAUUGGCUUGGACUCCACCCCACUCACAUUAUGAGUCACUGAGAUGUCUGAUCUAUAGCUACAAGCUCUAAAUUUAGAAACUAAAUUUAUCAUAAGGAUAGGACAAUAUUUUCAUGGCCAGAGAAUACUUUUCCUUGAAUUAUA
Molecule: messenger RNA, 8124 nt
Organism: Carassius gibelio (silver crucian carp)
Lineage: Eukaryota; Metazoa; Chordata; Actinopteri; Cypriniformes; Cyprinidae
Exons: 3
Coding region: 2695-6042 (1115 amino acids)
Source: RefSeq, a predicted model, not a curated record